Messenger RNA from Fraxinus pennsylvanica, 693 nucleotides. The record is from the annotation of a GenBank genome assembly. Lineage: Eukaryota; Viridiplantae; Streptophyta; Magnoliopsida; Lamiales; Oleaceae.
AUGAAGAGAAUGGAAAAGGUUAAGCCCAGAUUAUGUUCUUCUUCAACUCGAGCUCCAAGAAUUGAAAGAAAAAUUGUUGAGAAGAACAGAAGAAAUCGGAUGAAGAUUCUCUACUCUGACCUCCUCGGUCUUCUUCCAACUCAUGGCUUCAAGAAAGCAAUGCCAUUACCUGAUCAAAUAGACGAAGUAGUGAUGUACAUCGAAAGUUUAAAGAUGAAGGUGGAGAAGAUGAAGGAGAAGAAGGUAUCCUUGUCGCAAAGGAAAAUAUCACAUUCUUGCAUUGCAAGUGACAUUCAAGCCAACACAAAGUCUCCACCACCUCUAGUAGAAGUUCAAGAUAUGGGACCAAAUAUGGAUGUCAUUUUAGUUAGUGGGCUCCAUGAUUUAUCAAAGUUCUACAAGAUAAUUCACUUGCUUCAUGAAGAUAGUAUUGAAGUUGUCAAUGCAAUUUUUUCUGUGCAUGGAAAUUCCACCAUCCAAAUCGUCCAUGACAAGAUAGGGAAACCAAAGCUGGGAUUUGGAGCUACAGCAAUGACAAGAAGGAUAAAGGAUUUGAUUUGUGGAUACACAUGCAGUGAAGUAGAAUCAAAUUUUGAUUUACGGGAUUAUGAAAUCCAAUCUGAUAUUUGGGGAUUCGAUAUUGCAGAAGUGAUAGAUGCCUAUAGGAGUUUAGUAUAUUGUCAAGGGGUUUAA